Messenger RNA from Boleophthalmus pectinirostris (great blue-spotted mudskipper), 808 nucleotides. RefSeq names its product retinol-binding protein 1-like. Gene Ontology annotation, molecular function: fatty acid binding. Gene Ontology annotation, cellular component: nucleus; cytosol. The transcript has 4 exons. NCBI's taxonomy places the organism in Eukaryota, Metazoa, Chordata, Actinopteri, Gobiiformes, Gobiidae. Gene Ontology annotation, biological process: fatty acid transport. The record is from RefSeq and is a predicted model, not a curated record. Bases 63 to 467 code for a protein of 134 amino acids.
UCCAGCGCCAGCCACCCCCGGUCUCCUUGUUCCGUAGAAGUAACAUUAGAAAACCUGCCAAAAUGCCUGUUGAUCUGAAUGGAUACUGGAAAAUGGUCUCCAAUGACAACUUUGAGGAGUAUAUGAAGGCACUUGAUGUGAACGUUGCCAUCAGAAAAAUUGCCACUCUACUGAAACCGGACAAGGAAAUCACCCAUGACGGAGACCACAUAACGAUCAAAACCCUUAGCACUUUUAAGAACUACAACAUGGACUUCUAUGUGGGCAAGGAGUUUGAGGAGGACUUGUCUGGCGUGGAUGACAGGAAGUGUAUGACCACAAUCACGUGGGAAGGAGAUAAGUUGGUAUGUGUUCAGAAGGGGGAGAUUGAAGGCAGAGGCUGGACCCACUGGGUGCAAGGAGAUGAACUUCACCUGGAACUGAGAGCUGCAGGUGCUGUUUGCAAGCAAGUUUUCAAGAAGACCUAGGGCAGCCUUUAUGAACUUCUUUGAGGACACAUUCCACUGCUCGCCUUCUGUUUUGUCCAUUUAAAUGCCUGUUGCUGCCUGGCAACAGAUGCACUUUGAUAAUCCCAUAUACAUUUAUACCCAGAUAUACCCAAUUUUAUUUCAUUUUCAAGGUGGAAUCUGCACUGAUUUUGGUCUACAAGUGUUUUAAGCUUGCUGUUGUGUGCAAUAGUAGUGAUAAAUUAUAAGAAUUGCAUUGAAAUUGUCUGCAUGAAAAUACUAUAUGUGUAAAUAUGUUGUAUGCCCAAUUCCAUGUGAAUUGUGUCAUUAAGUAAUAAUAAAUAAAGCAAAACUGAAACCAU